AUGGUGCAAGUCAAAAUGUCCAAAUCGCCCGUAGACCCUCUGUCUGCUGUGGAAACCGGCUCCCAGUCGCACUAUUUCCAGUUGCCCAGAAAGUUGCCUAAACGCAAGAGCCGCUUCAAACGCUCAGAUGGCAGCACGUCUUCUGACACAACAUCCAGCUUCAUCAAACGGCAGGGGUCGGCUGAUUCGUACACCAGUAGACCGUCGGAUUCAGACCUGUCAGCAGAGGAGGACCGCGAGGCGUAUCGGCGUGAAGCCGAGCGCCAGGCACAACAGCAGCUCGACAGAGCUAAGUCCAAACCCGUAGCGUUUGCAGUAAAGACAAACGUGAGUUACUGUGGAGCUCUCGAUGAGGACUGUCCUGUCCAAGGAGCUGCAGUCAAUUUCGAUGCCAAAGACUUCCUGCACAUCAAAGAAAAGUACAAUAAUGACUGGUGGAUCGGCCGGCUAGUGAAGGAGGGGGCAGACAUCACCUUCAUCCCCAGCCCCCUACGACUGGAGGCGAUGAGACUCAAGCAGGAGCAGAAACAGAGGAAAACAGGAGGUAACUCCUCGAGUUUAGGCGACAUGGUGAGUGGGAGCUGGAGGACCACACCGCCAUCUGCCGGUGAAUCUAAACAGAAGCAAAAACAGGAACAUGUCCCUCCCUACGACGUGGUGCCCUCUAUGAGGCCGGUGGUCCUCGUGGGACCAUCGCUGAAGGGCUAUGAGGUGACAGAUAUGAUGCAGAAAGCGCUUUUUGACUUCCUGAAACACAGAUUUGAGGGAAGAAUCUCAAUCACCCGUGUAACUGCCGACCUGUCCUUAGCCAAGAGAUCCGUCCUCAACAAAAGACCCAUAAUGGAAAGAUCCAACACUCGCUCCAGCUUAGCGGAGGUUCAGAGUGAGAUCGAGAGGAUAUUUGAGCUCGCCAAAACCCUGCAGCUGGUGAUUCUGGACGCAGACACCAUCAACCAUCCCGCACAGCUCGCCAAAACCUCCCUCGCACCCAUCAUUGUCUACGUUAAAGUUUCCUCACCAAAGGUGCUCCAGAGGCUGAUUAAAUCCAGGGGGAAGUCUCAGAGCAAGCACCUGAAUGUGCAGAUGAUGGCUGCAGACAAACUCUCUCAGUGCCCCCCUGAUAUGUUUGAUGUCAUUUUGGAUGAGAACCAGCUGGAAGACGCUUGUGAGCAUUUGGCCGAAUACCUGGAGGUCUACUGGCGUGCCACUCACCUCCCAGGCAACACCCCUCUUAAUCCCUUACUGGAGCAAAGUCUGAUGACGCCGCCUUCUGCCAUCUCUAGCCUACAGAACAAGAACCAGCCGCAGCCUCGUGAGGCGGUGGGCUUGGAGGGUGAUGAGGAGGAGGAGGUCGGCGAGGAGGCCCACUCCCCCUUGGAGCAGGACAGUCUUAUGCCAUCUGACGAGGCCAGCGACUCCCUGUCUCGUGGCCGGAGAGGGAGCCCAUGCCACAGGGGGGGCGAGGAGGAUGAAGAGGAGGAGGAGGAGGAGGAGGAGGAAGAAGAAGAGGAGGAAGAGGAGGAGGAUGAGUACGCCUCUCCCUGCCACGCUCGCACAUACAGGGACAUGUACCCGCCUCACCGUGGGCACCCAGGCAGCGCCCACAGUGCCAACGGGCAUGAGUCACAGGACAGGCUGCUCCAGCGCGAAGCUCAGCAAGGUCACAACCAGAGGAACAACCGCCAGCGCAGCCGCCCCUGGCCCCGAGACACCUACUGA
Messenger RNA from Stegastes partitus (bicolor damselfish), 1719 nucleotides. It is a transcript of the gene cacnb3a, whose product is annotated as calcium channel, voltage-dependent, beta 3a. NCBI's taxonomy places the organism in Eukaryota, Metazoa, Chordata, Actinopteri, Pomacentridae. Gene Ontology annotation, biological process: calcium ion transmembrane transport. The record is from RefSeq and is a predicted model, not a curated record. The transcript has 14 exons. Bases 1 to 1719 code for a protein of 572 amino acids. Gene Ontology annotation, molecular function: voltage-gated calcium channel activity; protein binding. Gene Ontology annotation, cellular component: voltage-gated calcium channel complex.